Malassezia pachydermatis is the source of this 303-nucleotide messenger RNA. Its product is annotated as ubiquinol-cytochrome c reductase subunit 8. The record is from RefSeq and is a predicted model, not a curated record. Lineage: Eukaryota; Fungi; Basidiomycota; Malasseziomycetes; Malasseziales; Malasseziaceae. Bases 1 to 303 code for a protein of 100 amino acids. Gene Ontology annotation, biological process: mitochondrial electron transport, ubiquinol to cytochrome c. The transcript is spliced from 3 exons.
AUGCGUCCCAGCAAUGUUGUUCAGAGCGGUAUGCCCUCCGGUCCCAAGUGGAUCGGCUGGUGGGGUGCGUUUGGUGGCCCGACCCAGAAGGGUAUUAUCACCUACUCGGUUUCGCCGUUCCAGCAGCAGCCUUUCGCUGGUGUGGUGAAGGGCUACUUCUUCAACGGUUUCCGCCGUGCUUGCAAGCAGCUGCCAUACUCGGGCAUUCCCUUCGUGGUGGGUUACCUUAUCUACUCGUGGGGCAACAAGGAGUACGCCUACGUGAACUCGAAGGCUGGUCACCUCGCUCAUGGUGGACACUAA